UAAUUAUCAGAAACUGUUUGUGUGACCGAGUUUAACCACACAGCAGAGGGCUGUAGUCCUGACUGCGGUCGGUAGGUGGCGGUGUUUUGCGCCUUGACUCGACGACAGCAGGAAGUUGAACAACAUCCACAUCACAUCCGUGAGACAUCACAGCAACAAAGCGUCUGAGGCAGUCCCACCAAAGUUCUCCUACAGUCUGUAAAUGUCCUCUGGAGCUCCAAAAGGAGAGAACUGCCUUGUAGACAUGGACAGCAAGGCCGGAGAUCUGUUCAGUGCCGAUGAUGCUCAUCCGACUGGCACUGGUGGAGCUGGAAUCAUGGCAAAGCUCUGGCUCCCCAAGGGCUUCUCAGUCAGUAUGGCUAAAGAGUGGAUCGACAGACGUCGGGUGUCCAUUCGACCUUGGGCCAGUUUUGUUGACCAACGCAAGUUUUCGAAGCCCCGCAAUUUUGGAGAUAUGUGCCAGAGGGUUGUGAAAAAUGUGGAAACUUACAACAGCAACUACACCUUCAUCUUCCUGGGUCUCAUCCUGUACUGCAUUAUCAGCUCUCCAAUGCUCCUGAUUGCCUUGGCUGUGUUCGCUGGUGCCUUCUACAUCAUUCACCUCAAGUCCCUCGAGUCCAAACUUGUUGUCCUCGGCAAGGAGCUGACUGUCCCUCACCAGAUGAGUUUGGCUGGAGCUGUGUCUCUUCCUGUGUUCUGGUUGGCUGGAGCUGGAGCUGCAGUCUUUUGGGUUCUAGGAGCGACGCUGUUUGUGAUCGGCUCUCAUGCUGCGUUCCGUGAGCUGGAGGGAUCCGACAUGGAAGAGCUCCUCAUGGAGCCAGUGUGAAGAGCGGGCUGAAUUCUCAGCACAUGCUGGUUGACGAUCAGUCAUCACUUUGACCCUGUUAACCUAGAGAGGUGCUCCCAGAUCUGUUCCUUAGCUGUGUGUGCAUCCUGUAUUCCCUGCAUCUUACGUAUGCCACUGUACCAAGAACGCACCUUGUCUUGCCCGUAAAGUAAUCGUUAUUCCAAACUAUGUUGCCUUUUACAAACUCAUUCAUAACCAUAUGCACAAAUAAUUUGUUAAUGAGUAUUUAAGCACAUAAUCAUACAGACUAUAUGCCUUUCUCUACAUUUUUUUAUAUCUUGCUCUGGUUCGUGCCAAAUGGCCUCUGGCUCCCGGCAACGUCCGUCAUGCUGUGACGUAUUUCAGCUUAUUAAUCUCUUAGGAUCUGUGCUGUACUCUGCUGUAGAUACAUUCAAAAAUAAGUCAUGUACCAUCUGAUAAGAUAGCUGAUUUCUGAUGUAAAUGUACUGUUUGCAACUCUAAACUGCUAAAAAAAAAAGAUUUAUUUUCCAAAGGAAAAGUGCCAUUUAAAGCUUUAAAAAAACAUGUCUCUUAUAAUGAUCAUGCACAAAUGAAAUCAUGUUUAUUCAAGAGAAUACAAAUAAACACUUUAGGAUUUCAGAUAGGGUACUUAACAUAGAUAGGUUAAUGAGAAUACAUCUUAAAAGGUCAGUAGUGUUUUGUAUUUGAGAUAAUAUGUUGCUUACUGUCUGUGUGCAUAUUUAUCAGCAGCUCUACUCAGAACGUUCUGAUCAUUCUGUAAACCUGAAAUAUUUGUUGAAAUUCCUCAUUCAUUUGUUUACGUUUCCAUGUAAGUUGGGUAUUUUUGUAUUUAAAUGACAUUUUGGAAGUGCAAUAAACCCCUGAGGUACAGAUAA
Larimichthys crocea (large yellow croaker) is the source of this 1704-nucleotide messenger RNA. It is a transcript of the gene rabac1, whose product is annotated as Rab acceptor 1 (prenylated). The record is from RefSeq and is a predicted model, not a curated record. Bases 203 to 826 code for a protein of 207 amino acids. Gene Ontology annotation, cellular component: Golgi apparatus. The transcript is spliced from 6 exons. Lineage: Eukaryota; Metazoa; Chordata; Actinopteri; Sciaenidae.